Verticillium dahliae VdLs.17 is the source of this 1065-nucleotide messenger RNA. RefSeq lists its product as uncharacterized. The transcript has 2 exons. The record is from RefSeq and is a predicted model, not a curated record. Lineage: Eukaryota; Fungi; Ascomycota; Sordariomycetes; Glomerellales; Plectosphaerellaceae. The coding region runs from base 1 to 1065 and encodes 354 amino acids.
AUGCCUACGAACCUUCCUAGACCAUGCUCACAGUGCAUCUGCCGGCUCAGGCUGCGAUCGCUCGCCACCCGCAGCCCUCCCCUCCGCCUCCUCUCCUCUGCUUCUCAACACAAGCCAAGUAAAGACCCGUCCGCCACCGCCUCCGAAGCCACCGCCUCCGAAGCCAACGCCUCCGAAAAGCCAGGCAACGAGGCCCCCGCCGCCGCACCCCAAGAUGACCCUCCAGCCGUAGACACCCUCCCAGGCGCCCUCUCCCGCCGCCUCGAGCAAGCGACCGAAGAAGCCAUGACAGGCAGCACAUCCGGCUUCCGCGCCGUCGCCACGGAAGCAGGCUUCUCCCCGGCCCUCAAGGACCGCCUCUUCGAAAAGGUCCAGGCCGCCACGUUCCAAGAUGCCCAAGGCCACCCCUGUGCCGAGGCGGGCGCGCAGGAGGGCAUCGUGACGCCGUGGAUCGAGAAGCAGCAGGAGGUCGUGCGCGAGGUCGCCGCCUUCCGCGCCCGUCUGCGCGGCGACUGGGCGCGGCACGCGGCGCGCAUGAUUGCCGCAUCGGGGGGCGAUGUCACGGCGCAGGCGGCACGGGCCGACGGGUUUGCCGCUGCGGAGGCGAGGGUUAACCCGCGGCGGCGCAAGGACGAGGCUGCAGCGGCGGCGCAAGGGGCAGCGCCCGUGGAAGCUUCGGCGGAGCAUGUUGGUGCCAUCUUCCGCGAUCCGGCGUGGGAGGCGGCCGAACGGUCGUAUUUGACGCUGUCGGUGGAAACGCUCAACAGUCUGACGCGGUCCUACAACCUCAUGGCGCCGGAGCUGGCGAAGAAGCCCUACUACUCGCUGGAACGCGAGCUCAAGGCCUGCUACGCCGACGUCGCGCCGCUGCUGCCGGAUAUGAUUCGAGAUCGGGGGCUUCGGCCGGCGAGGUCGCUGCUUGCCGAGGGCCAAGGCGCCCCACGGCCGCCGAGCAUGUUUGCGCAGCUUGGCGGCGAGGGCCACGCGAGGGUGUACGAUAACAAGGCCCCGAGAUACGGGUUCAAGGAGAUGUGGAGAGACAUUUGGGGAGCCAAGAAGGCUUAG